Messenger RNA from Bipolaris victoriae FI3, 654 nucleotides. RefSeq lists its product as hypothetical. Lineage: Eukaryota; Fungi; Ascomycota; Dothideomycetes; Pleosporales; Pleosporaceae. The transcript has a single exon. The record is from RefSeq and is a predicted model, not a curated record. Bases 1 to 654 code for a protein of 217 amino acids.
AUGGACCACGCCGCCAGCAUAGUAGCCUCCUACCCGGAUGCCUUCCCACCGCUCGACUCAUGCCCACCCAUAACAUCACAACACAACCACUCUGCGCUACCAAUCUGCGACAUAUCCUCUCCCAUAACCACCACCACCACAACAACACCAAGCACCCCAGACUCCCUCUUCAAAAUCCACUACGACACCCCUCUCUACACCGAAAUCAACAUCCCGCUCCCACGCCUCCCUCCACCCCGAAACCCCGUACGCAACACCAACCUCACCAGCGCCACCUCAUCCUCACCAACCUCACCCACAGCCCAAGCCGCCCCACGCGGCCGCUCAAAAACACUCUCCUCACUAUCCCGCUUCCGCACCCGCCGCUCAUCCUCCACCUCCUCCACCCCAUCUUCACCCGCCUACGCAUUGAAGACGGCAAGGCAAAGCACCGACGCUCCGCGAACCCCCCGUAAAGAAACGGUGAAAUCGCGUGAAGUCAAUGCGUUGAUGGAUCUCAGGCAUCAGGGUAGGAAGGGCAGGAGUGGCACGAUUGAUGCCUUGGCGGUUGUACCGGCUGUGUUGGUGUUGAGUGCCGAGUUGUUUACGCCGGGGGAGAAGGGGGGACGGAGGAAGGAUUCGGGGGUUGGGAGGUGGGAGGAUGGGAUUAGGUGA